AAAAAGGUCUACCACUAAGAAAAAUAAAGACGACGCUUAUCUUCCAUCAGUCGACUCCGCCGCCUCAUUUAUGCACUCCAUAUCGUGCCUCGGCGCAUCGGACGGCGCAUCGAUGACAGCUUUCGUCGCCGCCCUCCCGGUGCCCCCGGGAGAUUCCGUCGCCUCGUCGAGCGUCUUCCUCCCACGCUAUGAAAACGGCUCCUCGCGGCUGGCCGUCUCCAAGCCUUCCUGGAUCGUCCGAACGGAGUCAAAUGUUAGGAGAGAGAAAAUGAAGAGACCAGAUCCGCCGUGUGUGGUCUGUGAUGGUAGUGGGAGAAUUGAUUGCCACUAUUGCCGAGGAAGAGGCAGGACGAACUGCCUGGACCUGAUCAUGCUCCCUAAAGGAGAAUGGCCUAAAUGGUGCAAGGUCUGUGGCGGAAGUGGACUUGGCCAUUGUAACCGCUGCCUCGGAACCGGUGAAUUCCGAGAUGUAAUGGGAUUUCAUUUUAUGACGAAUAAUAGGGAUUCAACAUGAUUAAGCAACCAUAUCAGGUACAAACAUACGUACUAAAUAGACAAUCCUUCAUGUAUGUCGCAAUGUUGUCAUUCGAUAUAAUUGUUUGGCUAUAUCCGAAGAGGAAGUGGCCAUAAUCCUUCAAUAGAUGGUCAAUGAUGUGUCGCAGGGAAAGCAGAUGCGAGUAGUGCAAAUACACCCCCGUGACAAUUUCUCGAGGUUGGGCAGAAGAAUAGCAUCACUGGUUAUCCGAUAUGAAUGCUUCGAGUGAACCUCUGCUUUGUACACAUUGAGCCUAACGAAAAAGUUGGUGGCGCAGGUGAGCUUAAACACAUUGGUUGAUGGUUA
Musa acuminata subsp. malaccensis (wild Malaysian banana) is the source of this 841-nucleotide messenger RNA. The record is from RefSeq and is a predicted model, not a curated record. NCBI's taxonomy places the organism in Eukaryota, Viridiplantae, Streptophyta, Magnoliopsida, Zingiberales, Musaceae.